AUUUUCAGACGCAGACGGGAGGUGGCCUUCGACUGACGUGUGUGUUUCUGUGAAUGAUGAAUUUUUGUGAACGAUGAAGAAGUAGUUAGAAUUUCUCUUCAUCAACUAAAGAUUGUUCAGUGGCAUUCUGUUUUCCAUCCUACUUUUCGUAUUAAAUGCUCGAAACCAAGUGUCAAGCAGAUUUCGGGACCAAAUUCUAUCAGGCUCAUAUUACCAAAUCGUUCGUCAAUGGUUUGUUAUAACACUGUAUUUUGAGAAACAACGAUAUAUUUUUACAUGUUUUGUCACAAUGCCUCAUUCUGCCAUGUUAAAAUCUGGACCCGGACUUUAUGAAUUUCUGAUAGAAGCAGAGCUACAGCAAUAUUAUAGUACUAUAAAAAAUGAUUUGAAGGUCAAUAAUGUGCAUCAACUAAAAUAUGCUACCGAUGAGGAUUUUUUGCAAGUUGGUCUGUCAAGACCAGAAGUUCGGAGACUCAGGAAGAUAUUUCACAAGCACUGCCCACAAAAUUACCUGUACAAAUUCAAAAAUAUUAUCAAGGCCAAGAAAGAAGAUGGGGCUUCAAUGGCUAUCCUCUUACCAGAUGAUGGAAGUAAAGACAGAUCGUACCAGCUGAAGGUACCCAGCAAACACAUAAUUCCUGCAGAGGCAAUUAUUGUUAAUAAAGAACUGGGUGUUGGAGAGUUUGGAAUUGUUCAGCAAGGAGUGUGGACCAAUGAAGAUGGGGAUAGAAUUCAAGUUGCGAUCAAAUGCCUUAGCAAAGAACGAAUGCAAAAUAAUCCUAUGGAGUUCCUUAAAGAAGCAGCUAUAAUGCAUACUAUUGAUCAUGAACAUAUAGUUCGACUGUACGGAGUUGUUUUGGAUACAAAUUCCCUAAUGCUGGUAACAGAGUUGGCUCCACUACGUUCAUUGUUGGAGUGCCUAAAAGAACCAGCCCUCAGACCAAGUUUUCCUGUGCCUUCUUUGUGCGAUUUUUCUAUUCAAAUAUGUGAUGGAAUGCAGUAUUUGGAAUCAAAGAGACUUAUUCAUAGGGACCUAGCUGCCAGAAAUAUUCUUGUGUUUACCAAGAAUAAGAUUAAAAUUUCUGACUUUGGUCUCUCGCGGGCCCUUGGUGUAGGGAAAGACUAUUAUCAGACCAAUUUCAACGUUAAUCUGAAGUUGCCUAUUGCUUGGUGUGCUCCGGAAUGCAUAAACUAUUUGAAGUUUACUUCAGCGUCAGACGUGUGGGCAUUUGGUGUUACUCUGUGGGAAAUGUUCAGCUAUGGCUUCCAGCCUUGGGCCGCUCUCACUGGUCAGCAAAUUCUCGAAGCCAUCGACGAACCAAACUAUCAACGAUUGGAACCUCCUGAAUCGUGUCCAAAGGAUUAUUACAGCAUCAUGCUCAAAUGUUGGCAGCAUGAACCCCAUAAUCGACCCAGGUUCAUUGAUCUUAUGAGCCUCCUUCCCGAUUGCAAACCAGAACAAGUCCAAGCCAUCCAAGAUAGCCUAGAGGAUGUCUCGAAACCACGACGGGACCAACUACAAUUCCGAAUCGGGGACGUUUUGACGGUGCUUGAUAAAAAGCCUAUGCCAGAAGUCGCCAAUUCUUGGAAGGGCGUCCUCAACAACGGGAAAACGGGUUUGUUCAACCCUGCCCAUACGGUUUCGUACUUGGGCAACAUUUUGCCUUCAAUCAAACCCCAAUUUUCAAGAGGAGGUACUUACAAUGGAAAGAAUGCUUAUUCAUCCAAACGAAGACUAAGGACCGACAUGAUCAGUUCCCCACAAGGCGAUCUGAAGCACACGGGUCACGUAGGAUUAGACGGAGCAUAUUUUGGUGACGUCGCUUUCCUUGGGGAUAAAUAUCACCAGUUACCGAAGCAAGUAGUUAGUCCCUACAAACCUCAAGAUGAUAUCCAAAAUAUGUCUAGCAAUGGGAACAACCAUGGGGGAACAGAUGUGCCGUUAACGCCAUCACCUGGCCCUGCGUCACCAAUGUGUGGCCCUCCGUCAGCCUUUUCUAUAAACAGUGCGUCAUCAGAUCUGUCUGAUAGAGCGCCAUUGCUUGCAAGGUUUGGUGAUCGCGGAAGAGCAGGACCGGCAGCGGAUCACAAUUGGUCCGAUACUGCCAGUGAAAAAGACGGUAAUUCGGCACCUCCUACGCCUGGCUUCCUUGCUGUGGCUAACCAGAAAGCCUUGCAGGGCAUUAAUCAGGUCCCGGUUGACGCUUUUCCUGGACCACACGAAUACCACGAGAUCAGUGAUGAAGAAGUAACUGAUAGCCCGGGCUUCGACCUCGGUCCCAGUCUGAUGGACGAAGUUUUGCGUGCGCUAGGUGGUGGUAGCGCUUCGCACAUGACCCACUCACCUUACACAGACAGACAUUUUGAUUGGAAAGAAGAUCAAAGUAGUUUACCGGGUAGUCAACCGGAGAGUAAACGUGGGACACUUAGAGAUACGUUGCGCAAAAAACAAGCCCACGUCAAACCCAUUUCAGCCUCCGAUCAGAGGACCCUUGAUCAAGCCAUUGCCAUGGCUAACGAGCUUGCUACACGUUCCAUGCUGGAGUUGGAUGCAAAAUCUAGCAGCGCUUAUGAUGCUGUAGAUCACUCUGUCUCAGGGCACAUGGCAACUAUGUCUUUGGAUUCGCCCCGCACGCCUUCUUCGCCAAGCAAGCGCAAGUUUUCCUUCAAAUUUAGCGGGAAAACUAGCCCAAAACAUGAGCGUCGCAAUUUCGCUCAGGAAGCUGCAUCUAUCGCUGAUCUUCAGUCGAUUUUAACUGAAGAAUCCAAAUCGGCAUACAAUAUCCUGAUUGAAAAACCGGUUGCGGAUAGCCCUGUCAUCAGCCAACAUCUCCCUGCGGCUCCUACCCCUCCUAGCGAGCCGGAAGAUUCUAAUCCACUUCGAAUGUUACGUUCCGGUGGGUUGACGGUUGUAAGACCUAAAAUACGAGGAAACAAACAUCACUCGCAAUCAUCACGAGAUAGUCGUGAGUUAAAGGAUACAAUGGAAAGUAUCGCGUUUGCAAGCCUCGCCCGGGUUGACCGUGGAAAAUUAGGACCGCCUCCAGUUUCUCCAAAACCUCGUCUCAACAAACCGGCGCCUUUGGUAAUUGAAAAUUCCAAUUUCAACAAUUUCAACCAUUACCGUCCUCCCGGAUAUGAAGAAUCUAUGGCGCAGCCAAGUAACUCUUGGCUACGCGAACAAGCGAGCGUGAAAGAAGAAGAGGGAGAAGAUGGGGAUAAUAAUCCUUUACCUUUGCCUCCGCGUGAUCGCACUCGUCCGACAGUCCCCACUAAGCCGAGACAUCAACGAAAACAUCCCCUUAUUUAUCCAACGAAUUUACCCAAUCCUAACCGAUGGGGCGUGAGUAGUGAAGGGAAUUCUAAUCCGGAUUCGCCAUUAUCCCCUCCGUUGACGGGUAACAUGAGCCUACCAACGACAGAAGUAAACUUAUCUUCAUUGCCGCCUGCCAAACCUCCUAGAGCUGCGUGCAACCUAGAUGACAGUUACGAUAGUCAGAUUGCCUCAGAAUUGGAGGCACUUGAUGAUAUGGAAGAAGAGACGAACCAAUCAGUUACGUCAUCGUCGUCCUUGUAUCAAAGCAAGGAUCAUGUUUCAUGUGAAGACUUGUUGGAUUUUGCGUGCGACCGACCUAAUUCUAAACGAACUCGUGGCCCUGCCCAAGGAACAGAUUCCGAUGAGGUUCGAAUUAUGCAAAAGGUUUUGGGAAAAGAGAAAACCUCGCCUGAUGAAUGCCUUUCAGCAUUGGAUGAAACCGAGUGGGAUGUCCACAAAGCUAUUAAAUUGAUAAAAUUGUGUUCCUUACUGUCGAUGACACAUCCGCAUUUGACAAGUCAUAGCCGGCUUCUCAAAGAAUCUCUCAAUCAUAAUUGCUGGGAUGUUGCACGGGCUGCUGCACAUCUAAUUUCACAGGCAGCCAACAGAGAAGAUUGCACUCGUGUUUAAGCACAUAUACAGCAGCUAGCCAGCACCUAAUGCAGCUCUCAUAUUCCUACAAUAUCUCAAUAUUAACUUUUUGUUUAAUUGGAAAAUGGCCAAACAUAAUUCUUGUACAUACAUCUGUAGAAAUGUGUUUGGUGAGUUACCAGUACGCAACCCCUAAUGUACUCAUUCGAGUGCCUUCAAUCUUUAGUCGGUAAUGGUUUCCUUCGUAUUUCACAGUAUACAAUUUAUACAUCGCUCGCUUGGCCUAAUAACUAAGAUUGAAUCUCUGUAUUUCCUGCUUUUGCUUGGCUUUUCUAGUCUUUUCUCACGUAUCAUAUGAACAGAGUUCUCUCAAAAUCUUUUCUAGAGCCUCUCAUUGGGAUAGAAAAUUCCUUCCCAUGAUUGAUAUUAAGUUCAGUGCAUUUUCAUGAUCUGAAAUAUUAAUUAAUCCUUCGUUGCAGAUAAGUAGAGGUAGACGAUUGCCAAUACACACGUUACUAUGA
Daphnia pulicaria is the source of this 4428-nucleotide messenger RNA. It is a transcript of the gene Ack-like, whose product is annotated as activated Cdc42 kinase-like. Gene Ontology annotation, biological process: protein phosphorylation. The transcript has 16 exons. The coding region runs from base 290 to 3946 and encodes 1218 amino acids. Gene Ontology annotation, molecular function: protein tyrosine kinase activity; ATP binding; protein binding. The record is from RefSeq and is a predicted model, not a curated record. Lineage: Eukaryota; Metazoa; Arthropoda; Branchiopoda; Diplostraca; Daphniidae.